Puma concolor (puma) is the source of this 1584-nucleotide messenger RNA. NCBI's taxonomy places the organism in Eukaryota, Metazoa, Chordata, Mammalia, Carnivora, Felidae. The record is from RefSeq and is a predicted model, not a curated record.
AUGGGGGAGAAGAUGGCGGAAGAGGAGUUCCCUAAUACAACUCAUGAAGGUUUCAAUGUCACUCUCCACACUACCUUGGUUGUCACUACGAAACUGGUGCUCCCGACCCCUGCCAAGCCCAUUCUGCCCGUGCAAACGGGGGAGCAGGCUCAGCAGGAGGAACAGUCAAGCGGCAUGACCAUUUUCUUCAGCCUCCUCGUCCUAGGUAUUCUCAUGGGAGCAGUUAUAAAAAUUAUAGAGUUUAAAAAAUUGGCAAAUUGGAAGGAAGAAGAAAUGUUUCGUCCAAAUAUGUUUUUCCUUCUCCUGCUUCCUCCUAUUAUAUUUGAGUCAGGAUAUUCGUUACACAAGGGUAACUUCUUUCAAAAUAUUGGUUCCAUCACCCUGUUUGCUGUCUUCGGUACGGCAAUUUCCGCUUUUGUAGUAGGUGGAGGAAUUUAUUUUCUGGGUCAGGCUGAUGUAAUCUCUAAACUCAACAUGACAGACAGCUUUGCAUUUGGCUCCCUGAUUUCUGCUGUGGAUCCAGUGGCCACUAUUGCUAUUUUCAAUGCGCUUCAUGUGGACCCAGUGCUCAACAUGCUGGUGUUUGGAGAGAGUAUUCUCAACGACGCCGUCUCCAUUGUCCUGACCAACACAGCUGAAGGUUUAACAAGGAAAAAUAUGUCAGAUGUCAGUGGGUGGCAAACAUUUUUACAAGCCCUUGGCUACUUCCUCAAAAUGUUCUUUGGCUCAGCAGCACUCGGCACCCUCACUGGCUUAAUCUCUGCACUAGUGCUAAAGCAUAUUGACUUGAGGAAAACGCCUUCCUUGGAGUUUGGCAUGAUGAUCAUCUUUGCUUAUCUUCCUUAUGGGCUCGCUGAAGGAAUCUCGCUCUCGGGCAUCAUGGCCAUCCUGUUCUCGGGCAUCGUGAUGUCCCACUACACGCACCAUAACCUGUCCCCGGUCACCCAGAUCCUCAUGCAGCAAACCCUGCGGACCGUGGCCUUCCUGUGCGAAACAUGUGUGUUUGCAUUUCUUGGCCUGUCCAUUUUUAGUUUCCCUCACAAGUUUGAAAUUUCCUUUGUCAUCUGGUGCAUAGUACUUGUACUGUUUGCCAGAGCGGUGAACAUUUUCCCUCUUUCCUACCUCCUGAAUUUCUUCCGUGAUCAUAAAAUCACACCGAAGAUGAUGUUCAUCAUGUGGUUUAGUGGCCUGCGGGGGGCCAUCCCCUACGCGCUGAGCCUGCACCUGGACCUGGAGCCCAUGGAGAAGCGGCAGCUCAUCGGCACCACCACCAUCAUCAUCGUGCUCUUCACCAUCCUGCUGCUGGGCGGCAGCACCAUGCCCCUCAUCCGCCUCAUGGACAUCGAGGACGCCAAGGCGCGCCGCAGGAACAAGAAGGACGUCAACCUCAGCAAGACGGAGAAGAUGGGCAACACCAUCGAGUCGGAGCACUUGUCAGAGCUCACAGAGGAGGAGUAUGAAGCCCACUACAUCAGGCGGCAGGACCUCAAAGGCUUCGUGUGGCUGGACGCCAAGUACCUGAACCCCUUUUUCACGCGGCGGCUAACUCAGGAGGUGGGACACUGGCCCGCGCCCCCCAGCUGA